Molecule: messenger RNA, 1033 nt
Organism: Nanorana parkeri
Lineage: Eukaryota; Metazoa; Chordata; Amphibia; Anura; Dicroglossidae
Gene: CGRRF1
Product: cell growth regulator with ring finger domain 1
Exons: 6
Coding region: 26-1024 (332 amino acids)
Biological process (GO): negative regulation of cell growth
Source: RefSeq, a predicted model, not a curated record
GUUAGGGGCUCAGAGCGGUGUUGCUAUGCCAGCCAUAUUCCUGACCACCUUGUACGAAUAUUCGCCCCCCUUCUACAUCGCUGUGGUGUUUGUCUGCUUCGUGGUGACCUGUGGGUUGGUGCUGGGGUGGUUCGGUGUGGACGUUCCCGUCAUACUGAGGAAUUCCGAUGACUCCGCCUCCAACACCUUCCUUUCCAGGAGGCAGAUGGUGCAGGUAAAGAAUCCCUUCGGACUGGAGAUUGCAAACCCCGACGGCGCCACAAUAGCAACGGGAGUGACGUUACGACCACAUUGCCUGGAGGAGAGCACCCUGACCUGUUACUGGGGCUGCAACGUGCAGAAAGUGCAGGAGGCCCUUCAGAAACAUGUCUACUGCUUCCGGAUAACGACCCCCGGGGCCCUGGAGGAGGCCUUGUACAGCGAAUACCUAUACAGGGAGCAGCAUGUCGUCCGGAAAGAAAGCAAAGAAGACAUUCUGCUCCGGCUGCCGGAGGACAACGAGAUGGAGGAUUUUGGCCCGGUUCCCCGCACUCGUUAUCCACUUAUAGCCCUGCUGACGUUGUCUCAUGCGGAUGACCGGGAGUUAUACCCCAUUGUCUCAAUGCUGAGUGUCAUCCAUAUUCCGGACAGAAGUUACAGACUCCCGUGCAGGAUAAUCUAUCAGUACCUGCUCACCGCACAGGGCCAGUUCCAUGACCUCAAGCAACUUUAUAUGUCUACGAGCGAGCACAGGUCGGAGUCUACAGAAGCCGAAGACAACCAGGAUUGUUCCAGGGAUAAGGAACUACUGCAGAAGUUUGGACUGUCUGAGGAGGAGGAGGAGGAGGAAGAGGAGGAGACACAAGAGGGCAGGGGCAAGGACUGCGUCGUUUGUCAGAACGACACGGUGAACUGGGUGCUCCUGCCGUGCCGCCACGUCUGCCUGUGCGACGGCUGCCUAACGCGAUUCCAGCACUGCCCGAUAUGCCGGCACUUUGUGCAGGAAAGCUUUCCGCUGCGCAGUGGGACGCCGCCAACAGGAUGAAGGAAACGG